UGCUUCUGCCUCUUUGCCCGGCAGUGCCCUGCACUCUCAUCAAGCUUCUACAUGCCGGACGGGAAAUAAACCCAAAAUACUUUUUGAAUAAUCUUCACUGACAGCUCCUCGGGCUCAGGGUCACUUCUGACACCGACACCCAAGUGUUUGAUUUUACUUUCAGAUCCCUGGCGGAGCGCAAACAGAGCAGAGGAGUUACCAAAGUCCCCCCAUUGCACGCUCCAGCGAUGGUGACUUUACGCACGGGAGUUGACGGCUGUUUGAACUGAUUCCUGUCUCCGUAUCUCCACUGUCACCCACUCACUGACAAUCUUCACGUUUGGAAGAGAAGCGCAAGCGAAUGUGGAAGAAGUGAAAGCAGGUGACUUUCAUGAAUUUUAAAGUCAUUCUUAAGUGAGAAGAGGGUGUUGGAGCUGAAGUCUCUAAUUUCUAAUGAUGUCUUCCAUGCAAGCAACGCCUCCUUUUCACCCACCGUCUGAAGAGGCGGAAGUGAUAGGUCAAGACAUCGCAGUCUGGGCCGGUGACGAGCGAGACGACCCAAAGGAGACGGCGUCGCCCUCUUCGCAAGAUCAGCCCCACCCUGAUGAACUUCAGCCAGCCAGAGAGAAACCAACGGAUGCCGAGUGGGAGAACGUCGGCCCUGCUGUGAUGGAAAAUAAGAGCAGUAAAAGCUGCUCAGUCUACUCCUACCGAACAAACUCUACCUCUCCGACCAAGCCAGAGGAGUGUUCCAGGGAUCGUGCAGAGCCAAUGAUUGGCCUUGCCUUUGGGACGCCGGAACGCCGCAAAGGAAGCCUGGCAGACGUGGUGGACACACUGAAACAGAAGAAGCUCGUAGAGCUGACCAAGACAGAACAAGACGAGCCGUCUUGUAUGGAAAGGCUCCUUUCCAAGGACUGGAAGGAGCGUGUUGACCGCCUGAAUGCCAAUGAGCUGCUUGGAGAGGUUAAAGGUACCCCAGAGUCGCUGGAGGAGAAGGAACGCCAGCUUUCCACCAUGAUCGGUCAACUGAUUAACCUGAGGGAGCAGCUUCUCGCCGCCCACGAUGAACAAAAAAAGAUGGCCGCCUCACAGCUGGAGAAACAGAGACAACAGAUGGAGUUGGCUAGGCAGCAGCAGGAGCAGAUUGCCAGGCAACAGCAGCAGCUUUUGCAGCAGCAGCACAAGAUCAACAUUCUCCAGCAGCAGAUUCAGGUCCAGGGUCACAUGCCUCCUCUGAUGAUCCCCGUGUUUCCACACGAUCAGCGGUCUCUGGCUGCAGCCGCUGCUGCACAACAAGGCUUCCUCUUCCCACCCGGCAUGUCCUACAAGCCAGGUGAGAAUUACCCAAUGCAGUUCAUUCCAUCGACAAUGGCAGCUGCAGCGGCGUCUGGACUCAGCCCAUUACAACUACAGCAGCUGUAUGCUGCACAGCUGGCAAGCAUGCAGAUCUCACCAGGAGCCAAGAUGGGUCCCCUCCCACAGGCUCCCAACUCCUCCGGUCCUCUUUCUCCUUCCACUCUCAAGAGCGAGAAAAGAGCAUCCAGUCCUGUCACUCAGAUUAAGGAGGAAGGAUCCACACAGCCAUUGAACCUCUCAGCCAGACCUAAGACAGCCGAGCCUCUUCGCUCUCCAACGUCUCCGACACACAGUCUGUUCUCCGGAAACAAGACCAGUCCCACCAGCAUGGGCAAAGGCCGCAUCCCCAGUCCAAUUCCCAACAUGGGCAGGAACAACUCUCUGGACCUCCUCAUGUCCUGUGCAGACAUCCUGUCCAGCCUCAACCCCACAGCACUGUUUGGGGACCAGGACGCUGUGAUGAAGGCCAUCCAGGAGGCCAGGAGCAUGAGGGAGCAAAUCCAGAGAGAGCAACUCCACCAUCAGCAGCAGCAGCAACAGCAGCAGCCGGGACAUCAGAGUCUAGAGGCCAAACUGUCUGCGCUCAGCAGCAUGAGCCUCAACAAUGGCAACAAGGAGCGGCUGCACUAUGAAACACUGAGCCAGCACCUGGGUAAGCUCGGGGAGGAUGCUGGGAAGAUGGUCCAUCGAGUCAUUGACCUCACAAGACCAGAGGAUCUGGAUGGGAGUAAUAUUGCAGAGGCACGAGUAUUCAGGGAGGCACGGGGCAGGAACAACAACGAGCCCCACAUCAAGAGACCUAUGAACGCCUUCAUGGUGUGGGCCAAAGACGAAAGGAGGAAGAUCCUGCAGACUUUCCCUGAUAUGCACAACUCCAACAUCAGCAAGAUCCUUGGCUCUCGCUGGAAAGCCAUGACUAAUCAGGAGAAGCAGCCAUACUAUGAGGAGCAGGCCCGCUUAAGCAAGAUCCACUUGGAGAAAUAUCCCAACUACAAGUACAAGCCACGGCCCAAGAGAACCUGCAUUAUCGACGGCAAGAAGCUACGCAUCGGAGAGUACAAGCAGAUGAUGCGCUCACGGCGUCAGGAGAUGAGGCAGUUUUUUGUGGGGCCUCAGCCACCAAUUUCUUUGGGUAACAGCCCAGGAGGUGUAGGAGUUUACCCAGGUGCCAUAACUAUGGCAACAACAGCGACACCAUCGCCACACCUGACUUCAGACUGCUCAAGCAACUCAGCCAGCCCUGAACCCAACAUCCCAGUUAUUCAGAGCACGUAUGGAGUGAAGUCUGAGCCUGGUGGGGGCAGGGGCAGCAACGGAGGUGGGGUCGGAGCACUUGAUCUGCCCAGUAACCCCACCAAUGGAGACGACGACAUGGACAUGUACGAAGAUUUUGAGGACGAGCCCAAGUCAGACUAUAGCAGUGACCAUGAGACACGGGAGGCUGUCAGUGCCAACUGAGCAUGCCCAGUGUGUCAAAUGUAAAAAGACAAGAACAACUCCCAAAAGACAGAGACAAAUCUUGAUGACACAGUUCAUCACAGAGACCUUUAGGUACACUUUCAGGUCUUGUUGUAUCCUGUACUGAGCAUGUCCAGACAGGACAGAAAUUCUACAGACAUGCUCAGAAAGCUCUUGAGCAGCAUCUUGACGGAUGCCCUGUUGUAGAAGAGGGGGAAGAUGGGGGAAACAUGGCCCACAAACACAACCUGAACAAUCAUUUAGACAUCCAGCUGAUAAUGAACUUCAGUUUUCUACUCUUUGACAAUCUUAACAGGAGUGAAUAAGAGGUACGCAAGGAGAAAGAAGACGAGAGAAUAAGACAAAGAACAAAUGAGCUACGAACACAUCACUGUGUGGUUUGUAAAGAGCAUGCAUGGGUUUUGAGGCAUUGCAAAUUGCUCUUUGACAGCUAUUUGGUCUUAAAUGUUUAAGGAGUGUGUUAGUUUUAUCGAAAUGUAUUUACUUUUUUGUGUUUUUUUUCCCUUUUUCCUUUCUGUUUAAUUGACUUAUCUGACAGGUCACUGCCUGUACAAACUCUGGACUGUCAGAACUUGAAAUUUGGAAUGAUUUUAAUAUAAAUGCUAGCUCUUGUAAUCUUAUAGUCUUAUGUUUUUUUUCUUAUAAAUACAGUGCUACAUCUUGGUUUUUCCUGACAAACUGCUUACAUUACAUUACUGUUAGAUUUUUCCUUUUUUUUUUUUUUAUAUCCCGCUCAGGUAUGAUGUGCCAGCUUGUGAAUGUGUUUUUCUGUUUGUUUAUUUGUUUGUUUUUUUCAUAUAAAAAGAGUGAUAGGACUUUUAAAUUUCAAUUAAAUAAAGGGAGUAAAAUCCCUUUUAUUAUUAUUAUUAUUAUUAUUAUUAUUAUUAUUAUUAUGUAAGGAAGUACCCAGACAUUGUACAGAUUUUCUUCACAUGUGCCAAACAUUCACAUUUACUUGGGAUGUUGUAGUCUUAAUUUCCGAUGCUGCAAAAAGUCUUAUACAAUCAACUUUUUCUAUCUGAUGAGAUGGUUUCUACUUAGUAACUGCUGGCUCUCCUACUGGCCCAAUCACAGGCAGCGCUCAGGGAGGAUAUGUCUUCAUCACACUCUUUCACACAUGCACACGCACACUUUGUGUCACCCUCCAGCAGCCUCUUUGGCUUUUAUACGUAAUAAGUUGAGCUGCAUCGAAGGCACCCGUUCCUCUCUCCCACUGCAUCGGUGCUUUCAUAAACCACAUUGCCCUUAGUUCCUUGAGGCCAAACACUUUUGUAGUAAGUGCAGUGCAGAACCAGCAUUUGAGUGUGUCCCUUUAAAUCUGGCUAAAGGUAUAUAGAUGCUUUUCAGCUUAAUUUCACUUCAAGAAUUUCCUUUGUCUUGAAAGUGUACUCUGAGCUUUGCUCACUUGGCAUCAUAGGAAAUGGCUGGGAGCAGCGCCAGGGAGACGCUACUGUAGGAUUAGAGAUUCUAAUACCCGGGAGCCAUUCACUGUAUUGUGUUUUGAAUCUUACAAAAAUGUCCAAAAGUGUACUUUUUUUUGGCUUAUUAAUUUCUAAUAUCUUCUUAGCAUUAUGUGAGAGAGAUAUGCCAAACUAGUCUUUAAAAAAGAAUUUAUAUAAUUGCAAAAAAAAAAAAAAAAAAAAGGCUUUUUUAGUCUGCUAUUUCAAAAGGUUCCUUUUUUAUUUUACAUGCAUAUUUUGAGGACAAUUAAAUUCUUGAGAAUGGAAAGUGAAAAAGGUGCAUAAUUCUCAGUCCCGGCAACUCCAGCCAGAGCACAGUUGUUCCAGUCAGACGUGCGAUGUUCCCUUUUCCUCCGAAGCACCACGGCGCUCAGCACUAUCCUCAGCUUGCAUGAUUUUUCUCUUCUUUUUUCCUUUUAACUCAAAUCUCACAUUCUUUCUCUGAAAACAUCUUCUCUCUUCUUCUUUUUCUUUUAACUGUCUCUUUUCAUUGCAUUCUCUACAAUUUCUAAUAUGUUUCCAUUUACGAAACCUGUGACCUCGGGGGAGUUCUGAGUGCUCUGUUUAGCUGCUUCAAGAGUCUUCUGACUCCAAAUUUCUCUUCAUCACCAUAUUUGGCAGUUUUUAAUUUGGAAAAUCAUCACAAGCUGGGAUUGAACAUUGAAUUUACAGGAAAAGCCUCAUACAUGGUCAUUUUUGUUGGUGUCAUACAUCCUAAGCACUGGAUAUUACUUCUAUGUUGUUUCUGGGGUUUUUUGUUUUUCUUAAUUUUUCUUUUCUUUUUUUUAAGUAUUGACUAAUGUGAAGUUGUUUGACUUAAAACAUGAGAAAUUAGUCAGUAAAAAGUCACAUUUUUGGAGCCUUGUACACGGCAGGCACCAGUAAAUUGCCAUUUCUUUAGAAGCAUUUCAUUUAUUUAAGCAAGUUGUUUUUGUUUUUACAGCUGUAGUGCCGCCUGAAGGGGUCACAUCACCUCUUAUCUUUUUUAAAAGGUAACCUCAUGCUCUUGUUGGUUGUGACCUGCAGAGGCAUCAUACACAUUUCAUGGUCACACACAUUUUUUUUUAUUUUUUUUGUGAUGAAUAUUGUAUUUGAAAUUCAAUUGUGCGUUUUAACAUUUCAUUGUAUUUAUUAGCCAGUUAUGGCUCUAAAAAGUGUCAGUACAACUUGGUGAGAAAGACAAUCCAAAAAUAUAUAUAAAUAAAAAAAGUAAAGACUUGA
Molecule: messenger RNA, 5498 nt
Organism: Melanotaenia boesemani (Boeseman's rainbowfish)
Lineage: Eukaryota; Metazoa; Chordata; Actinopteri; Atheriniformes; Melanotaeniidae
Product: transcription factor SOX-6-like
Exons: 16
Coding region: 433-2796 (787 amino acids)
Biological process (GO): positive regulation of chondrocyte differentiation; regulation of transcription by RNA polymerase II; central nervous system development
Cellular component (GO): nucleus
Molecular function (GO): DNA-binding transcription factor activity, RNA polymerase II-specific; RNA polymerase II cis-regulatory region sequence-specific DNA binding
Source: RefSeq, a predicted model, not a curated record